This is a messenger RNA of Neospora caninum, 705 nucleotides long. Its product is annotated as putative U1 small nuclear ribonucleoprotein. The transcript has 4 exons. Gene Ontology annotation, cellular component: nucleus; U1 snRNP. Gene Ontology annotation, molecular function: zinc ion binding; pre-mRNA 5'-splice site binding. Gene Ontology annotation, biological process: spliceosomal snRNP assembly; mRNA 5'-splice site recognition; mRNA splicing, via spliceosome. Bases 1 to 705 code for a protein of 234 amino acids. The record is from RefSeq and is a predicted model, not a curated record. NCBI's taxonomy places the organism in Eukaryota, Apicomplexa, Conoidasida, Eucoccidiorida, Sarcocystidae.
AUGCCGAAGUACUACUGCGAAUACUGCGAUAUCUACCUCACCCAUUCCUCCCCUGCUGGACGGCGACAACAUGCCACGGGGCGAAAGCAUAUCAAUCAAAAGAUUGAAUAUUUCCAAAAUCUGAUUCGCGAGCCCGAUUUUAUGCCGCCUCAGCAGCUGGAUACAAGCGUCAUUCAGCGAGCUGUCCAAGCUGCGGGGUCCGGGCCUCUUACCAUGGGCCCUGGGGGCAGCUCGGGAUUCCAGCGCGGCUUCGGCGGGCGCGGAGGCUUCUCCGGCCGAGGCGGCUUCUCCGGCCGAGGCGGAAUGGAUAGAGGCGGAGGCAGAGGAGGAUUCCCUCCCAUGGGAAUGCCGAUGGGCCCAGGCGGCGGGCCACCCGGGAGUCGGAGCGGUUCCUUGUUUGGUUCGCACCAUCCUCAGGACAUUCGCAGCGGCGGGUCCUCGGGCCAGGGCUCCAACCACUUCCAGCGCCCGGGCAUGGGCCCCCGCGGCGGCAGCGGGCCCAUCCUGCCGGGGCCCGGGGGGCCUGGGGGCCUCGGGCCCAUGGGCCCUGGCGGACUCGGGCCCAUGGGUCCUGGCGGGCUCGGGCCCAUGGGCCCGGGCCUUCGAGGCCCAGGCAUGCCGCCGUCGAACCACUUUGGCGGGCCCCCUGGAGGCGACGACUUUCCGGGGCGCCGCGGCAUGGGUUUCGAUCGCGAGCGGCGGUAA